GCAAUACAAAUAAUAAUGUAUAUAUAAUUUAGAAAAAUCAAAUGGGCAAAUCUUCUUCGCAGCUGAGUAGAAGGCGGCGGGGCCUCGACGACGACAACAACAACAACAGUGACAAGACGAAGAGGAACAAGGCGACCAUGGAGGCCGGCGGUGGUGGAAGUACGGCCGCGGCUGAGCAGAGACGCGUGCCGCUGUCCGAUGUCGUCUCCGAUUGUGUUGAGCGGUGGUUUCAGGACACGCUCAAGGAGGCAAAAACUGGUGACGUCAGUAUGCAGGUGCUCGUUGGGCAGAUGUUUAAUAGUGGCUAUGGUAUUCCCAGAGAUGCUGAUAAGGCAAGAACUUGGAUGUCAAGGGCUUCAAGAGUAAGAUCUUCAGUGUGGAAAGUUAGCAAUAAACGUCCCGGUUACAACGCGAGUGAUUCGGAUUCGGAUGACUUAGCUGGUAAUUCGUGAUCAUUUUCGUUAUACAAAUAGAAGGGUCGAUAAUUGGCUUGUGCAGAUCUCCUCCGAUUCAUUGUGCUUUGAAGAUCUUUGCCAUAGAAUAUACUCCUUUGACAUACUCUUGGGUGCAGACAAUUGUUUUUGUUUUUUUUUUUAAUUUUAAGUUAUUGGAAUAUUAUGUAUGAUCAAACAAUUGUUGUGAAGGUGGUAUUACUAUUAUUAAUUAAAUAUAUACAUUAAUCAUUUUAUUAUGUUGUUAAAACUUAAAAUUGACACUGCUU
Messenger RNA from Erythranthe guttata (spotted monkey flower), 721 nucleotides. RefSeq lists its product as uncharacterized. The record is from RefSeq and is a predicted model, not a curated record. Gene Ontology annotation, molecular function: protein binding. Lineage: Eukaryota; Viridiplantae; Streptophyta; Magnoliopsida; Lamiales; Phrymaceae.